This is a messenger RNA of Oncorhynchus masou masou (cherry salmon), 1425 nucleotides long. Its product is annotated as bcl-2-like protein 1. Gene Ontology annotation, cellular component: mitochondrial outer membrane. The coding region runs from base 17 to 946 and encodes 309 amino acids. The transcript is spliced from 3 exons. The record is from RefSeq and is a predicted model, not a curated record. Gene Ontology annotation, biological process: intrinsic apoptotic signaling pathway in response to DNA damage; extrinsic apoptotic signaling pathway in absence of ligand; negative regulation of intrinsic apoptotic signaling pathway. NCBI's taxonomy places the organism in Eukaryota, Metazoa, Chordata, Actinopteri, Salmoniformes, Salmonidae. Gene Ontology annotation, molecular function: protein heterodimerization activity; protein homodimerization activity.
GCCACCCUUUGCAUUGAUGACAGCUUUGCACACUUGGCAUUCUCUCAACCAGCUUCAUGAGGUCGUCACCUGGAAUGCAUUUCAAUUAACAGGGCCUGAGCCACUGCACCAGCCUUGUUUUUUUUGUCUUCAAGACGUCUAUUUUCUGCAUACCCAGAAUGACACAGAUUGGAUUAAACACAGAGGACUGAUCCAAAGAGGUGUGUCACGAGCAGGUAAACCCGAGAGCCUGGGGCAAAGAAGAAAGACAAGACAAGGAAUGAUGACUUACAACAACAGAGAACUGGUGGUAUACUAUAUUACCUAUAAACUAUCACAGAGGGACUACCCCUUCAACCACAUGGAGCUCACAGAAGCCCAGAAUCGGACUGAGGGAGGACAGGUGGAAGGGGGUGCGGCAGUCAUGACAUACGUCAACGGGACGAGUCCCGGUACUCCUCCACCACGGCAGUCGCCCCCCUCCUCCCCUCGGCGGACAGCGGGCCUGGACGCAGUGAAAGAGGCAUUGCGGGACUCUGCCAACGAGUUUGAGCUGCGUUAUGCCAGAGCUUUCAGUGACCUGUCCUCCCAGCUACACAUCACGCCGUCCACAGCCUAUCAGAGCUUUGAGAACGUGAUGGACGAGGUGUUCCGGGACGGUGUCAACUGGGGACGGGUGGUGGGCCUGUUUGCUUUCGGAGGAGCCCUCUGUGUAGAAUGUGUGGACAAGGAGAUGAACCCCUUGGUGGGAAGGAUCACAGACUGGAUGACCGUCUAUCUGGACAACCACAUCCAGCCCUGGAUCCAGAGCCAAGGAGGAUGGGACCGGUUUGCAGAGAUCUUUGGGAUGGACGCUGCAGCCGAGAGCAGGAAGUCUCAGGAGAGCUUUAAGAAGUGGCUUCUGGCGGGGAUGACCCUGGUCACAGGAGUCGUCGUAGGGUCACUCUUCGCUCAGAAACGCCUGUGAGAACGACAGCCACAACAGAGGGGGGGGGGGUGGAAUGAAGGAAUUAGUUUAACUUUUCUUAUUUCUCCUUUUUAAUUUCCAAGAAAAUACAUGAUUAUGUUUGAACCUUCCAUCCCACCAUACACUGAGGACUCUGACAAACUGUUGAGAUUAAAGACAGCGUGACGGUCACUUAUGUUACCCUCAUCAAAGACCUCCCUGCAACACCCUAAAACACAAGAAAAUGGAGGGAGGUAUCUAGAACUGUCUUGGGCCAAACCUUCCUCUUGUUCCUUUUUGUUUACUCUUUCAUGUUGACCUUUUCUCCAAUUGCUAUAUUAAUUAGUUUUUUUUACAAAUGUAAAAGUGAUUCAGAAACGAGCUAGUGCAUCAUAUUAGGAGCAUUGGCCUGAAAUUAGUGAGGUCAUUUAAUUUGUCAUGUGUUCAUUGGUUUUGUUUUUAUUUUUAUUUGUUUUACCAUUAAAACCCACGUGAUCAUU